This is a messenger RNA of Colletotrichum navitas, 1575 nucleotides long. RefSeq names its product OB-fold nucleic acid binding domain-containing protein. The record is from RefSeq and is a predicted model, not a curated record. The coding region runs from base 293 to 1231 and encodes 312 amino acids. The transcript is spliced from 2 exons. NCBI's taxonomy places the organism in Eukaryota, Fungi, Ascomycota, Sordariomycetes, Glomerellales, Glomerellaceae.
CUUUUUUCUUCUUUUUUCGCCUUUCUCCCUUAAACCGAAUCUAGGCGCAGGUGGUUCAGGUACCUGUAAUGCUGCCUAGCGCCACAAUGCGGGGCGCCACCUAGCGUUGUGUUGGAGGAUGUACACGUCCCCAGGUCAACCAUUUACCAGUAAACUCCCCAGUGCCACCCUACGUCGCCGCGACGCGUUCCCGAGUCUCAUGACGAGCCACCCGUAAUCCGUAGCAACUCAUUAUCGAGGUCAUGGUUAGAUCCGGAUAGAUAGGGCGCAUCUGACCCAGGCGGACCAUGCCAUGACGAACGACCGAUCUGCAGGCCUCUAUCCGCGAUACUGCCUUCACCUCUCCCCAACCUUUAACACAUGGUGCCUCCUGUACGCAUCCGACAUCCACGCCCUGGAAUCCGUGCCCGAAUAUGAAGUCCAGAAUUUCUAUUUUCACAAGAACCUACCUAUCAAAUGGGCGCGCAUCGUCGGCAUUGUAGUUGCCAUCGAUGACUUCUCGGGCCGGCGCAUCUACACGGUUGACGACAGCAGCGGGGCCUGCAUUGAAUGCGUCGUCGCGCUGAAAACGCCGCCGCCGUCGGACGCGAGUGCUCCGAAACCCGACACGAGAGGAUGGCUCAGCAGCAACAGGCCGCAGCCGCAGCCGCCCGCGGAUUGCGUGGACGUAGACGUGGGCAGCGUCGUCGACGUCAAGGGGGGGCUCGCGACCUUCCGCGAGGAGAUGCAGAUUAAAGUCGAAAAGGUCAGGAUCCUCAAGUCCACGGAGCAGGAGGUGGCGCUAUGGGAACGCCGUACACGGUUCCGGAACGAGGUGCUUCUACAGCCGUGGGUGCUCAGCCAGAAGCAAAUGCAGAAGUGCAAGAAGGAAGAGAUGGGGGGUACCACGGGUGACGAUAGCGAGGAGAAAAGGCGCAAGAAGGAGGAGAGGCGCGCGGAGAGGAAGAAAGUGGAAGAGGAGAUGCGGCAAAAGGCCGAUGCCGUGGCGGCGGCCGCGAAAGAAGACCAAUACCGCGCCUACAAGCUGAGAAAGGAAUCGCAAAGACUGCCGAAGCCUUUGCUGGCUUCUGCAGCUACGGGUCCGACCGUAGAAGAGGAUAGAUACCGUAUCCAUAAGUUGAGGAGGUCCGGGGCCAGGAGCUUCGAUAGAAGAACAGGUGCACCCGGCGGUCUCUUGCGGCAGGUCCUCGAUGACAGCAUCAGGGAAAAGGUCGACGCCUUGGGACGUUGACAGCUGAUGCGGACGGUAUAGGCGUUCUAGAGGUGGCUUUUGUAUUUGAUACCUGAGGGUGAUUCUGAGAUACGUUUCAAACAAUGGUUGUGCUCCAGCCGGUAAUUUCGAAAGCUUCAUUCGGCCCUGUGGCAUCUUUUGCUCUCUCACACAAACACACUUCAUCUUGAUUGUUAUCAUCAUAUUCUUGUUAUCAAGCCAAAUCUUAUUUGCCGAGAAACACGCCAAGAGUCUGACUGACAGGUGACAAACUGGCAAGACCUCGUUGCAUCAAAAUGACUGCCUGCAUAUCAGUAUAGUGGUAUCGUCGCUGAUCAAAUACCGGUAGAGAACCUCUGCAGGCC